AUGGCAAUUUUGUAUCCGUUCUGGCCCAACGACACCAAAACGCCCAAAGUGGAUGACGGAAGCUCCCCGGAGAUCAAGCUGUCCUUCCCAUUCAUCUUCUUCGGAGUCCCAUAUCGAACCAUUUUUGUCAACAACAAUGGCGUCGUUUCCUUUAAUGUGCUGGUCAGCCAGUUCACGCCAGAGUCUUUCCCCCUGGCUGACGGGCGGGCUUUUAUCGCUCCUUUCUGGGCAGACGUCCACAACGGCAUCCGAGGGGAAGUCUAUUACCGGGAGAGCACGGAUCCUGAUCUCCUCAAGAAGGUCUCCAAAGAUAUCCGGAAGUAUUUCAAGAACCUGCCAUCGUUCAACGCUGUGUCCAUUUUUGUUGCUACUUGGGAAGAGGUCACCUUCUACGGAGGUAGCAGCACAACCCCGGUGAACACCUUCCAGGCUCUCCUGGUCUCAGAUGGAACAUCCUCAUUUGCCAUCUUCAACUAUGAGGAAAUCAACUGGACCACAGGGACUGCAAGUGGAGGAGACCCUCUGACAGGCCUUGGUGGUGUGAUGGCUCAGGCUGGCUUCAACGGUGGAAAUAGCACCAACUUUUUCAGCAUACCUGGUUCCAGAACCCCAGAUAUAGCCAACAUAGAAGACACAACCAACGUCAAUGUGCCGGGCCGCUGGGUGUUCAGAAUCGAUGGGAGGGAAAUUGACCCCGCCAAUGGGUGCAGUUUUAGAGGCCAGUUUCUCCGUCAAGGAGAGAUAUUCUGGGAAAGCGCAAACUGCUCCAUCAAAUGUCGUUGCCUGGAUUUCAACAAUGAGAUAUUUUGCCAGGAGGUGUCUUGCGGCCCCUACGAACUCUGUGAGCCAAAGGAUAAGUUCUACCAGUGUGUGCCAGUGGAAAGCAGCACUUGUGUGGUCUUCGGGGACCCUCACUACCACACUUUCGAUGGCUUCCUCUUCCAUUUCCAGGGUUCUUGCUCCUACCUCCUAGCCAGGCAGUGUUGGCCAGGAUCCAUCCUCCCUUUCUUUAGCGUGGAAGCCAAGAAUGAGAAUCGAGGUGGCUCUUCUGUUUCCUGGCUAAAGGACAUCUCUGUUGAGGUUUAUUCGCACAAGAUAGUCAUCCCCAAAGGCAGCUUUGGGAAAAUUAUGAUAGAUGACUUGGUUAUGUCUCUACCCGUUUUCCUGGAACUGGGGGCCAUAAAAAUCUACCAGAGUGGUUUGUCGACAGCAGUAGAAACAGACUUUGGCCUCUUAGUGACCUACGAUGGAGACCAUUAUGCUGCUAUUUCUGUCCCAGGCUCCUACAUCAAUGCCACAUGUGGCCUCUGCGGGAACUACAACAAGAACCCCGAGGACGAUGUGCUGCGCUCGGAUGGGAAAAUGGCCACGUCGGUGCUGGAUCUGGGGGAAAGCUGGCGGGUCUAUCACCCUGAAUGGAAGUGCUCCCCAGGCUGCUUAGACAACUGCAGCCUUUGCGAUGCAGCGACCGAGUCCCUCUAUUUUGGCCCCGAGCACUGUGGCUUUAUCAACAAAACUGGAGGUCCUCUCUGGGAAUGUGGUGCCAUCGUUGACCCUACGGCUUUUGUCCACAGCUGUGUUUACGACCUGUGUAGCAUCCGAGAUAACGGCACCGGAGGGCUCUGCCAAGCCAUUCAGGCUUAUGCCUUGGUUUGCCAAGCCCUUGGCAUCCCCAUCGGAGAGUGGAGAGCACAGACAGGAUGCGCUGCUGCUGUGCAGUGUCCAGAGUCCAGCCACUACUCUGUGUGUACCAGCAGCUGCCCGGCUACCUGCUCGGACCUCACUGCCCCCCUGACCUGCACUUCUCCUUGCACCGAGGGCUGUGACUGCAACGAGGGCUACGUCCUCAGCACAGACCUGUGCGUCCCGAUCCACCAGUGCGGCUGCGAUGUGGACGGCCAGUACCACGCCAUUGGAGAGUCGUUCUGGGCCUCGGUGGACUGCACGGUGCAGUGUUGGUGCGAGGACGGAGGGGAGGUCACCUGCUUCAACACCUCCUGCCAAGAAGGAGAGGUCUGUGCAGUGGAAAAUGGCUACCAGGGCUGCUAUCCCAAGAGGGAGACGUUGUGUCUGGUCUCCCAGGAUCAGGUGCUGCAGACCUUUGACGGCGUCACGUUCGCUUACCCCCCAGACAACUCCUACACGCUGGUCAAAACCUGCCCGGACAGACCCAGCUUCCUGGAAGUGGACAUCAGCAAAAAGAAACCGGAAUCAAGUCCAGACUGGCUUCGGAGCCUGAUCAUCCAUAUUGCCAGCCAGGAAGUCAAAAUUGGAGGCGUAGACAACUCUGAAAUCAAGGUGAAUGGAUAUGAAAUGGAGCUUCCAUAUUUCCAUCCUUCUGGCCAACUGGAAAUCUACCGCAGCAAAAACGGGACCGUGGUUGAGUCCGAAGGGCUCAUACAUAUCCUGUACUUGGACUCUGGCAUGCUGGAGAUACGCCUCUCAACUAUCUAUUUCAACUGCACCGGGGGCCUCUGUGGCUUUUUCAACGGGAACAGCAGCGACGAAUUCUGUUUCCCUAACAGGAAGUGCACGGACAACCUGGCGGUUUUUCUGGACAGCUGGACAACCUUCAAUGAGAUUUGCAACGGGGAGUGCGGCGACCUUCUCAAGGCCUGCAACAACGAUUCGGAGCUCCUGAAGGACUACCGGAGCCGGUCGAAAUGUGGCAUCAUCAACGAUCCCACCAACAGCUCCUUCCUGGAGUGCCACUCAGUGGUGAAUGUCUCUGCUUACUAUCGGACCUGCCUCUUCCGCCUGUGCCAGAGUGGGGGGAACCAGUCAGAGCUCUGUGACUCAGUAGCCCGGUAUGCCAGCGCCUGCAAGAAUGCAGAAGUGGACGUCGGUCCGUGGAGAAGCUUUGACUUUUGCCCUCUCACCUGCCCGGAGAACAGCCACUUUGAGGAGUGCAUGACCUGUUCUGAGUCCUGCGAAAGCCUAGGGAUGGGUCCCGUCUGCCUGGACACCUGCACGGAGGGCUGUCAAUGUGACGAUGGUUUUGCCCUCCAAGGCACCCACUGCAUUCCCAGGACCGAGUGCGGCUGCAGCUUUGAAGGCCACCAGCUCUCCACCAACCAGUCCUUCUGGAUGGACAUUGACUGCCAGUAUUUCUGCUACUGCAACGGCUCCGACAACAGUGUGCACUGCGAGAACAUUCCCUGCAAAGAAGAUGAGUACUGCAUGGAGGAGAGCGGCCUUUAUUACUGCCAGGCUCGCACCGACGCCUCCUGCAUCGUCUCCGGCUACGGCCAUUACUUGACCUUUGAUGGGUUUGCUUUUGAUUUUCAGAGCAGCUGCCCCCUGGUCCUCUGCACUACCAUCUCCCAGCAGAGGUCAGAGAGGUUGGAAACCUUCCCCGAGUUUACGGUCACUGCCAAGAAUGAGGAUCGGGACCCUUCCCUGGCCUUGUGGGUGAAGCAGGUGGAAGUGGAGGUCUUCAGUUACAACAUCAUCAUCCACCGGGCUUACAAGCACACCGUGCUGAUCAACAAUGAGCGCCUUUACCUGCCCUUGAAGCUUGGACAAGGGAAAGUGAACAUCUUUGCCUUUGGUUUCCACAUUGUCGUGGAGACUGACUUUGGGUUGAAGGUCGUCUAUGACUGGAAAACCUUCCUCUCCGUCACCGUCCCGCGGAGCCUUCAGAACAACACGUACGGCCUCUGUGGGCGAUAUAACAGCAACCCUGACGACGACCUCCAGACCUCCGGUGGCUUUGCCGUCUCUAGCAUCAACGAGUUUGGCCACAGUUGGGCCAAGAGGGACCCCUUUUGCCAGGUUGGCUGUGGUGACAGGUGCCCUGCCUGCCGUAAGGUGGAAGGCUUCUGGAAGCCCCAGCAGCUGUGCAGCCUGAUCCCCAGCAAGAGCGGCGUCUUCUCCAGGUGCCACAGCAAAGUCAACCCCACCUUCUUCUACAAGAACUGCCUGUUUGACACCUGCAUCGAUGGUGGUGCAGUGCAAACCGCUUGCAGCUGGCUGCAGAACUACGCCAGCACCUGCCAGACCCAGGGGAUUGCUGUAACCGGCUGGAGAAACUUCACCUUGUGCUCGGUCAGCUGCCCUCCCAACAGUCACUAUGAGAGUUGUGUGAGUGUGUGCCAGCCCCGCUGUGCUGCCAUCCGGCUGAAAAGUGACUGCAACCAUUAUUGCGUCGAAGGAUGCCAGUGUGAUGCAGGCUACGUCCUCAACGGCAAGAGCUGCAUCCUACCUCACAACUGUGGCUGCUAUUCUGAUGGCAAAUAUUACGAGCCCAAGCAGCUCUUCUGGAGCAGCGACUGCACCCGCCGCUGCCGCUGUUUCCGCCGCAACCUCAUCCAGUGCGACCCACGGCAGUGCAAGUCGGACGAGGAGUGCGCCCUCCGGAAUGGAGUUCGUGGCUGCUUCAGCAAGAAGAGUUCCUACUGCAUUGCGGCAGGUGGAGGGGUGUUCCGCACGUUUGAUGGUGCCUUCCUCCGCUUCCCUGCCAACUGUGCCUUUGUCCUCUCCACAAUCUGCCAGAAACUCCCUGAUGUCUCCUUCCAGCUCAUCAUCAAUUUUGAUAAGUGGUCGUCCCCAAACCUGACAGUCAUCUCACCUGUUUACUUCUAUAUCAAUGAAGAACAGAUUCUUAUCAGCGAUCGUAAUACUGUCAAGGUGAAUGGGACACAGGUGAACGUCCCCUUUGUGACUGGUUUGUCAACCAAAAUCUACAGCAUCGAGGGCUUCCUGGUCAUUGAUACCAGCCCAGAUAUCCAGAUCCAUUACAAUGGCUUCAACGUCAUCAAAAUCGCCAUCAGUGAGCGACUGCAGAAUAAAGUAUGUGGCCUUUGCGGGAAUUUCAACGGGGAUCGCACAGAUGAUUAUGUCACCUUGCGAGGGAAGCCGGUGGUGAGCAGUGUGUUCCUGGCCCAGAGUUGGAAGACGAAUGGCAUGCAGAAGAGCUGCAAUGAGCUUCAAUACGCUCAGUACGCUGCCACCUGUGACAACGUGCAGAUCCAGGUCCUGCAGAGCGACAGCUACUGCCUCAAGCUUACUGACAUGAAAGGCUUCUUUCAGCCUUGUUACGGGCUGCUGGACCCAAUGCCCUUCUAUGAAUCCUGCUUUCUCGACGGCUGCUACAACCAGAAGAAGUACCAGCUUUGUGGCUCUCUGGCAGCCUAUGGGGAGGCCUGCCGCUCCUUUGGAAUUCUCAGCACAGAAUGGAUUGAGAAGGAAAAUUGCUCAGGAGUGGUUGAAGAUCCCUGUGUGGGGGCAGAUUGUCCCAACAGAACUUGUGAAGUGGAGAAUGGAGGAGAGCUGUGUGGUUGCAUAGAACCACCACCCUAUGGAAAUAACACGCAAGACAUCCUGGAUGCUGAGGUGACCUGCAAAGCUGCCCAGAUGGAGGUGUCCAUCUCAAAGUGCAAGCUGUUUCAGCUGGGCUUUGAAAGAGAAGGGGUGCGCAUCAAUGACCGCCACUGUCCUGGCAUUGAAGGAGAAGAUUUCAUCUCCUUUCAGAUAAAUAACACCAAGGGCAACUGUGGAAACAUAGUGCAGUCCAACAGCACCCACAUCAUGUACAAAAACACAGUCUGGAUCGAAAGUGCAAACAACACUGGAAACAUCAUCACUCGAGACCGAACUAUCAAUGUUGAAUUCUCCUGUGCUUAUGAGCUUGACAUCAAAAUUUCUUUGGAUUCCGUUGUGAGACCAAUGCUCAGUGUGAUUAAUCUGACAGUGCCUACACAAGAAGGCAGUUUCACAACCAAGAUGGCACUGUACAAAAACUCAUCCUACAAGCAUCCCUACCGGCAAGGUGAAGUGGUGCUGACCACCCGUGACGUGCUGUAUGUUGGCGUCUUCGUCCUUGGGGCAGAUUCCACCCAUCUCAUCCUAAUGCUGAAUAAAUGUUAUGCAACACCUUCCCGAGACAGCAAUGACAAGCUCAGAUACUUCAUCAUUGAAGAAGGGUGCCAGAAUAUAAAGGACAACACAAUUGGGAUUGAAGAAAACGGAGUUUCACUGACUUGCCGCUUUCACGUCACUGUCUUCAAGUUCAUCGGUGAUUACGAUGAGGUUCACCUCCACUGUGCCGUUUCACUUUGCGACUCAGAAAGAUACUCUUGCAAAAUAAACUGUCCUCAGAACGCCAGGAGGGCCAAUGACUAUACCAAAGAGCUCAAUGAGCAGAUCAUCUCUGUGGGGCCAAUCAGGAGGAAGCGUUUAGACUGGUGUGAAGACAAUGGAGGCUGUGAACAGAUAUGUACAAGCCAGAUGGAUGGGCCUCUAUGCAGCUGCGUAACAGGGACCUUGCAGGAAGACGGCAAGAGCUGCCGAGCAACCAGCUCAUCAAGUGGACCUCAAGCCAGGCUGCUUCCCCUCAUUGUUACCCAGCUAUCGUUAUGGUGUAUUCUCUGUAAACCGAUUCCAACAUAAUAAUUAAUCUUCAGCUUCUACUUAAAGUACUGUAAUUUACUUUAACCCUUCUAAGUCCCUGUAGGAUACGCGCAUGCAACCCUAAACCUGCGACCUGCACUGACAACAGUCAUCGCCAUCUACGACAACACUUUGUCCGUUGCUGCACUGGAGUUGUUGGCCUGCUUUUAAUGGUCUUAAUACUAAAGAAAGCUGGAAAAAUUUAACAGGGCACUGCACUCUUCUAAACAUCAGGGAUGUGUCCAACAUGAUGCGUAGCAAAUAGUCAACUGUGUUUCUCCCUCUUUGUCUUCAUUUUUAGGACAAUCCCCACUCUCUCUUCCUGUUUAAAUUUUGGAGGAAAGUAUUUUGCCUCUUUGAUCACUACUUGAUCUUGGAAGAAAAGGAAAAUGGGCUGUAGGUAGUCAUGGAAUUGGUGCCCUGAGAUCUAUGAAUUGCUCCCUGUAGGCUCCUAUUAUGGAGGCCCUCCAUCAUUGUCAUUUACUUCAGGCUCUAGCCAUUUGUUUGUUCAUUUUCUUUUUUAUGUGGUUGCUGUGAGUCUUGCAUGCACAAGAGAAAUUAACCAUUGCUAAUUUCUUCAUAGAACAUCCAAUUGAAGUUCUCCAUUCACACAGCAGGGCUAAGAGAAUCAAUAGAUGGGGGCAAUCUACAGGUACCUUGAAAAUGUCACCAUAGAGUGGUUGGCAUGUGGGAAGCCAUCCCAGUUUUUGUUGCAGCUGCCAUCAUUGCCACUCACACAUCCAGUUUAAAUGAGCAAGCUUUUGGUCAUAUGAAAAAGCAUUUCUUCUUUUUUUGAGUUCUGGCCACUCUUCUUUCUCUUGAUAUAUUUGUUCAAAUAGCUUUAAGACGAGACAACAGGCAACUUGCUUUUGGAAACCUUGUUUUGAAUGUGGGGGUUCUAUGGAUAUGCUGGAGAACAUUCAGGUAUAGCAUUUUACCAUAGAAACAAAUCCAUCAAGAGAAAUGUCUGUGGUGCAACCUACCACCAAGUUCAUCAGAGGUUUUGAUACAGUGUGGACAUAACAAAUUUACAUUGGUUUAAAACAGAAACCUGUGAGUUAAAUUUUUUGUGAGGUGUGUAAGGAUCUCUAGGAGAGAAUUCUCAACACCUCAUCGAACUGCAAUUCCCAGGAUUCCUGGAGAAGCCAUGACAUUUAAAGAGGCAAGGAUUGAUAACAGCUUCUAGUGUUUCAGCCUGAGAUCCUAUCCCUUUAAUUAUGUUCACAUGUUAUCAAUGAACUCAGUAAAUAGCUCACAAAAGAGCUUUGGACAGCUGGGGUGUCUUCCCUCCCCCACCCCCAUCCCAAUUCAAACUCUGUCCCUUUUUGUUAUACAUUC
Molecule: messenger RNA, 7728 nt
Organism: Podarcis muralis (Common wall lizard)
Lineage: Eukaryota; Metazoa; Chordata; Lepidosauria; Squamata; Lacertidae
Gene: TECTA
Product: tectorin alpha
Biological process (GO): cell-matrix adhesion
Cellular component (GO): extracellular matrix
Molecular function (GO): extracellular matrix structural constituent; protein binding
Source: RefSeq, a predicted model, not a curated record